UCUCAAACAUGCAGGUAGAUGCCCCAGAACCGAAGCUUGAAGCCCCUCAGGGACGCUUAACGAUAUUUUCUUUACCAAAGAAUGACUACAAGAAGACUAUGGCACAGAAUCUUAAUAAGAAAAGGAAAGAUAGAAGGAAGGAGAUUUUUAGAGCCUACAGGCUCAAAAGACUCGAAUUAGAAAGCCUUAAUCAAUACUCAGCAGAGGAGAUCCAUGAGAAGUUAAGGCAAGAGUUCCUUACUGGAGAAUGGCACCAAGAAUGGCAACUCGAAGCAGAGGAGAUAGAGUCCAUGUCUCUUGACCAAAUCUUAGAAAUCGAAGAACAAGACAGGGAGCAAGAACAACUUGAGAUACAGAGAGAAGUGGAGUACUUACAAAUGCUUGAUGAAAAAUCUGAAAUUGAGAGUUGUGCUUACUACGAAGAAAAUGCUACAGAAGAUUCUCCCGAACAAGAAUUUGAUUAUAACAGGUGUCCUGUAUGAUUUAACUUCAUCACUGUAAAUUCUGACAUGGCAGUAUGAGAAACACCAGAAUGAAUAGAUUUGAAUAUUAAAGAUAAGUUACCAGAAAUCGACAGGAAAGAACUCAUCAAUAUCAUACACGACCUUUUAUUUGAACACAGAGAGUUUGAAGAAGGAGGUGAUGCACCAUGUUGUGACUUUGAUCCCCAAGUUUCUCUCAAGGAAAUAAUCGCUCCAGAUCUCAGUAUUGUAGUCAGCUGCAAAAACUGCUCAUAUAUUGAGUUUUAUGAAACAUAAGAAGUUAAAUAUACUCUGAA
Moneuplotes crassus is the source of this 778-nucleotide messenger RNA. The record is from the annotation of a GenBank genome assembly. NCBI's taxonomy places the organism in Eukaryota, Ciliophora, Spirotrichea, Euplotida, Euplotidae.